Molecule: messenger RNA, 1074 nt
Organism: Alternaria incomplexa
Lineage: Eukaryota; Fungi; Ascomycota; Dothideomycetes; Pleosporales; Pleosporaceae
Exons: 1
Coding region: 1-1074 (357 amino acids)
Source: RefSeq, a predicted model, not a curated record
AUGGGCGCGCUCGACUACACCACCCUUCAAUCCAUCCCCAUCAGCUACGCGACAUGCUCGCUCGGAUCGCCCUCAAACCCUCCGCCACUCCUCGAUCGCCUCCACGCUAUAUCCGCCGCAGGUUUCAGUGCAGUCGAGCUUUCCUUCCCAGACAUCCUGUCCUACGGCCAAACUCUCCUCGGCCAUGAAGCCGAACCAUCCAACUACGACGAACUAUGCAAAGUAGCCGCCGAGAUCAAGAAAGAAUGCGACAAGCGAAACCUCGGGAUCAUGAUGUUGCAGCCCUUUGCCAACUAUGAAGGCUGGCCUGAAGGUUCCGACGGCCGCAAAGACGCCCUGGAGCGCGCUCGCGGCUGGAUCCGCAUCAUGCAGGCCUGUGGGACGGAUAUGCUGCAAGUUGGAUCGACAGAUGCACCGCUCGAGAAACUGGAUAGGAGCAAGAUGGUUUCUGAUCUCCAGGUGCUAUGCGAUAUGCUCAAGGAACACAACUUCCGACUGGCUUAUGAAAACUGGUGUUGGUCGACGCAUGCUCCUGAUUGGAAAGACGUAUGGAACAUUGUGCAGCAGGUAGACCGUCCCAAUAUCGGUCUUUGUCUGGAUACUUUCCAGACUGCAGGUGGAGAGUGGGGCGAUCCUAGAACAGCAUCUGGCCUGCGAGAAGAUGUGUCGAAGGAGGAAUUGGAGAAGCGAUUUCAGAAGAGCUUGGAGGAGCUGAGUGCUACUAUUCCGAAGGACAAGAUUUACCUACUGCAGAUCAGCGAUGCGUACAAGGUUCCUCAGCCGUUCAAUGCUGAGCGUGACGAUGCCGGCUUGUUACCUCGUGGACGGUGGAGUCACGAUUUUAGACCUCUUCCUUACAAUGGAGGAUAUCUACCGGUAGUUGAUGUUGCAAAGGCAGUGCUCGAGACAGGCUUCAGGGGCUGGUUCAGUUACGAGGUCUUUGACGGAGGCGCAGAUGGCAAGGCCACAGAUGUAGACAUCGUAUCUUAUGCACACGCUGCGAAGAAUGUGCAAGACAGGAUGAUGCAGGAGUGUGCUGGGCGCAAAGUCUCGGAAGAAAUGGCGACAAGAUAG